Messenger RNA from Anoplophora glabripennis (Asian longhorned beetle), 879 nucleotides. Its product is annotated as trypsin-like. Gene Ontology annotation, molecular function: serine-type endopeptidase activity. NCBI's taxonomy places the organism in Eukaryota, Metazoa, Arthropoda, Insecta, Coleoptera, Cerambycidae. The transcript has 2 exons. The record is from RefSeq and is a predicted model, not a curated record. Gene Ontology annotation, biological process: proteolysis. The coding region runs from base 1 to 879 and encodes 292 amino acids.
AUGCAGCUCCUCAGCGCUUGUACCUUCGUCUGUUUCCUGUGGGGCGUCGCGGCCUUCUCGCCCCGGGGCGAUCGGAACGGAUUCCCCAAGUUUCCCCGUACAGUGUGCGGCUCCAGGGCUGUCCAGUGGCGGCCCCAGAGGGAGCCCAGGGUGAUCGGCGGCGAGGAGCCGCCACUGGGGGCGGUGCCGUGGCAAGUGCAGCUGAGGAUGGGGGAGAACCACCAAUGCGGAGGCGCCCUGAUCAGCAGAAGGCUGGUGCUCUCUGCCGCGCACUGCUAUAGUGAAGGCUUAACAGCCGUGGCCGGCGCUCACGGUCCGCCAGGUUCCUCACCCUACGAACAAAUCCUCAAAGUAGAAAAAUUCAUCCCCCACCCCGACUUCAGAAAACUAGGCCCCUACUCCCACGACGUCGCCGUCCUCCUACUCGCAUCCCCCGGCUUCAAGAUCAACGACGUCGUCAAACCCGUCUGCUUCACCGACGACGAUCCACCACCAGGCACCUGGUGCGAAGUAUCGGGUUGGGGAGCUACCGAUCCCGAGAUAACAGACCGUCUCUCCCCCGUUCUAAGGGCUGCGGCGGUCCCGGUUCUGUCCUUGGAGACGUGCAGGAAGAAAGGCAUCUACGGAGGACGCCAACAACAAAUCCUUGACUCUAUGCUAUGCGCUGGGCACCUCAGAGGGGGUAUUGACGCUUGUGGAGGCGACUCUGGAGGUCCUUUGGUUUGUGAGAAGGACGGAAGGUUGGAACUUACAGGUAUCGUGUCUUGGGGUGAUGGGUGUGCCAAGAAGAACAGGCCAGGGGUGUACACUAGGGUGUCCAGCUUCUUGCCGUGGAUUAAGGAGUCGGCUCUGGACUUAGGGGUUGAUUACGACUUUUAG